Punctularia strigosozonata HHB-11173 SS5 is the source of this 3136-nucleotide messenger RNA. RefSeq lists its product as uncharacterized. NCBI's taxonomy places the organism in Eukaryota, Fungi, Basidiomycota, Agaricomycetes, Corticiales, Punctulariaceae. Gene Ontology annotation, molecular function: ABC-type transporter activity; ATP hydrolysis activity; ATP binding. The record is from RefSeq and is a predicted model, not a curated record. The transcript is spliced from 14 exons. Gene Ontology annotation, cellular component: membrane. The coding region runs from base 28 to 3039 and encodes 1003 amino acids.
AAAGAAUGCCCCCCAUGCUUCAAUUGCAUGCUACCCGCAUUUGAUUGCGGACAGUACGGAUACUGCAACCCAUACGAUGGACAGUGUGAAUGCCCUCCAGGAUGGGCUGGCACUGAUUGCCUAACGCCUCAGUGCGACUCGUUGGCUGAUGGAACCAAGCGCAGACCUCGAGAGCCAGGAGAGUCUUGCGAAUGUAAAGAUGGGUGGGAGGGGAUAAACUGCAAUGUUUGCAAGACCAAUCAAGCCUGCGCUGCAUUCCCACUCGCCGGUGGUCCCGAAGAUGAUGACGCCGAGAUUAAUCCCGAAGACAUGGUCUGCUACAAGGGCGGCGAGACGGUGUUCAACAAUCACCAAAUGUGUGACGUCACCAACCAAGGCAUAGUCAAGAUCCUAGACGGGCGGAAACCUCAAGUGACCUUCUCUUGCGACAAGAACUCGUCAGAGUGCUCCUUCCAAUUCUGGGUACAAGAGGUCGAAUCGUUCUACUGCGCACUGGACUCUUGCGCCUCUAGCGUCCAGAUCGGCGUGGACAAGAACGUGACGAGAUACGAAUGCGACAAAAUCAAGUGUAAAUGUGUCCCCGGCCGCUUCAUCUGCGGCGAGAACGGCAGCGUUGACAUCUCCGACUUCUUGACGGAAGAAAUCAAAGGCCCUGCGUCGUUCCGGUGCACGACCGGCGCCGGAUGCCGGUUCGAGGAACCCGGUAUGAACGACUUGAUAGAUGAGAUCUUCGGUGAUCCAUACAUCACGCUGAAGUGUGAGGGAGGCGAGUGCGUGCACUUCUCUCAAGUUCCGGGAUAUGUCAGGCCGGAGAAGCCGGACAACACGAAAAUGCUGGCGUUGAGCGCGGCAGGUGUUGGUGUCCUUGUGAUCCUCGUCUGUGCCAUUCUGUGGUACGUUGGACGUGCGCGCACAGGCGAUCUAUCGAAGAUCCGCCUCCCUGAAGACGAGACUGCGAGGCUGAUGACGGAACAUACGGCCGCUUCGCUCCAAUUCCAAGACGUCUCGUAUACUCUCCCUGGUCGCUCCAUCAUCUCCGACAUUACGGGUCAAGUGAAGCCAGGUCAGUUGCUUGCUAUCAUGGGCGCGUCGGGUGCAGGCAAGUCGACAUUCCUCGACAUCCUCGCGCGUAAGAACAAGCGCGGCCUGGUUGGCGGCUCCGUCAAGGUGAAUGGACGGGAGGUUGGCGAUGCGGAAUACAGAAAAGUUGUCGGGUUCGUGGACCAGGAGGACACCUUGAUGAGCACGUUAACGGUGUACGAGACGGUGCUCUACUCGGCGCUGCUCAGGUUACCCAGGGAGAUGAGCUUCGCGGCGAAGGAGUACCGCACUCUGGAGACAUUGCAAGAGCUGGGCAUUCUAGGCAUCAAGGACUCCAGGAUUGGGGAGAGCGGCCGCCGCUCCAUAUCUGGGGGUGAGAAGCGCCGCGUGUCCAUCGCAUGCGAGCUCGUAACUUCGCCUUCCAUCCUCUUCCUCGACGAGCCGACCAGUGGUCUGGACGCCUACAACGCCUUCAACGUCAUCGAGUCGCUCGUGCGCCUCGCCCGUGAUUACAAGCGCACGAUCGUCUUCACCAUUCACCAGCCGCGGAGCAACAUCGUUUCUCUCUUCGAUCAACUUGUUCUACUAGGUCAAGGCAGGCUCGUAUACGCUGGCGAAAUGACCAAGUGUCACGAAUACUUCGCGAGCAUCGGGCACCCGUGCCCCCCUGGAUUCAACAUCGCGGACUUCCUCAUCGAUCUUACUUCGCAAGCCGCGCGUGCACCGACAUCAGCAGAAGAGGUUGGCAGUUCGGGCAUCGAUUCUCCUGACACAGAGGACCAGACCAACUUACACGAUGAAGAGCGUGGUUUGGGCGGUCGUCGGCUUGGGCAUUCUACUCGUUCCUCCACCGAAGCUGGCGAGGAAACGGAGCUACGCUCGGUUGCAAGCUCCGCGGGUGGUUACGUGAAGCGAAAGACGUCUCAGUUGCUCUCCAUCGUUUCCGGCAACGGAAGCGGCGAUAGCGAUGCGAACAGAUUACCUCCCAGGCUCGCGGCCCUGGUGGAAGCCUACGCAUCGAGCGAGAUUGCUGCGGAUAUCAAGGGCGAAAUUGUGGAAACAGAGCGGGCACAGCAGCAGCGCGCAAGUGGGGUCGGUGCGGAUGGCGAGCUUCCCGAUGUGAUCGCGGAGGCGACAUUAUUGCGGGGAAGGAAACGCGCGAGCUGGCCAACGCAAUUCAGAAUCUUAAGCGGGCGCGCAUUCAAGAACUUGUAUCGCAAUCCCGCACUUCUUACCGCUCAUUAUCUCGGUUCUCUAGUGUUAGCGCUCAUCUGUGGUUUCUUCUUCCACAACGUCACGAACGAUAUAUCUGGAUUCCAAAACCGCUUGGGAAUAUUCUUCUUCACGCUAGCCUUGUUUGGAUUUUCCUCGUUGUCUAGCCUGAACCUCUUUGCUGGAGAGCGACUCCUCUUCAUGCGGGAACGAGCGAAUGGAUACUACACGCCAUUCACCUACUUCGCCUCGAAGGUGUUAUUCGACAUCAUUCCCUUGCGUAUAGUACCCCCACUUCUUUUCGGUGGGAUCGUCUACCCGCUGGUCGGACUGGUCCCUACAGUCCCAGCAUUUUGGAAGUUCAUGCUCACUCUGGUGCUGUUCAAUCUGACGACGGCUAGUGUCGUCUUAUUACUCUCUGUCGCCUUUGAGAGCACCGGUGUGGCCAGCUUCGUGGGGACGUUGAUCAUGUUGUUCAACAUUCUCUUCACGGGAUUACUCAUCAAUCGAGAAACCGUAUCGAAGUUCUUCCAGUGGCUUCAUACGAUAUCGUUCUACCACGCCGCAUUCGAAGCACUGGCCGUGAAUGAGCUGCGGUACUUAACACUCAAGGAACACAAGUAUGGAGUGGAUCUUGAAGUUCCUGCAGCCACUAUCCUCUCUACCUUCGGUCUUCGUGCCCAAACAUUCUGGUGGCCUAACAUAUCACUCUUGGGCAUAUUCUUCGGCAUUUUUACUGUUGUCAGCUUUCUUUUCCUACAGUUUUAUGUCAAGGAAAAGCGGUAGUCGGAAGCUGCUCCCAUUCCCAUCGUGUGGCAAUACAUCCCCGAACUGUAUCAUACACGUCCAUUCGAUUCGCAUCCGCAACAACGUAUCAGCAUAC